Rhinolophus ferrumequinum (greater horseshoe bat) is the source of this 5365-nucleotide messenger RNA. It is a transcript of the gene CATSPERT, whose product is annotated as C2 calcium dependent domain containing 6. Bases 23 to 5365 code for a protein of 1780 amino acids. NCBI's taxonomy places the organism in Eukaryota, Metazoa, Chordata, Mammalia, Chiroptera, Rhinolophidae. The record is from RefSeq and is a predicted model, not a curated record. The transcript has 16 exons.
UCCGUCGGCAGAUGAUGGAGGGAUGGAGCUGCCCCAAGAGAUGGCCAUGGCUUCCAACGCAACUGAUAACCGCAAUGGGCGUGUCCAUUCCCUCUUCACAGCCCCUGUACUUCAGAAGAGUCUCCACAUCAGCCAAAACAGAGGGUCGGGGGUUUCUUCGGCCCGUAACUUGCAGGAGCAAAGCAAGACCAGGCAUCUGCCCAAAGACAAGGACAAGGAGAGUCCUGGGAACCGGCUGCUGAACAUGCUGAGAAGAACUCUUAAAGGAUCUGAAAGUAAAGAACUAGAAGUAACACAUGAGACACCAAAAUUGGUGCCAUUUGGGGGUGUGGUUGGCUGCCUGGCUAUUCAUGUAAAGAAAUGCAGACGUUUUACACCUAAGAUCAGUUUGUACCAUUACAAUAAUUUAUUCAUUCGCAUUUCUAUAAACAACAUUGUGAAAUAUACAAAGAUGCGUAGUUUGCUAUCCAAAAACAAACUAUAUAGCUAUAAUGACAAGAAUACUGUAAUUAAGUUUGAUGAAGUGAAAUAUUUUUCUGUACAGGUUCCCAGACGUCAUGAUGAUGAGAGGAAUAAUAUUUACUUGGAACUAAUGCAAAAUGACAAUAAAGAAAAAUAUCCUCUCUUGUUAGGGAGUGUUCAGGUACACCUUUAUGAAGUAAUUCAGAAAGGGUGCUUUACUGAAGAAUUUCAAAUGCUGAAUAAAAACACAUUUAUCUGCAGGGUGGAAGUAGAAUUUAUGUUCUCCUACGGAAACUUUGGUUAUGGAUUUUCACAUCAGUUAAAAUCUCUUCAGAAAAUUAUUGAGCCAUCCAUGUUUAUGAACGUUGCACCACCUCCAGAAAGAACAGACCCCGUGACAAAUGUGAUUGUACCACAGCAAAUAGAAUACCCAGCAUUCUUAUCCCCGGACCUGAACGUCCCUGUUGGGAUGCCAAAUUCAGUGUCCCAGUGCAGCCAGACGCCUCUCGUGAGACUGACGAAACUUCAACAGCCACCUCGGGAAAGGCUGGUAAAAAUGAAAAAAGAAUAUAGAGAUCUGAGUACAUGGGGAGAAAAAGCUACAUAUUUAGAAGGAAUUCUUAACCCCAAAUUGGAAUAUAAUCAAACUAAGGGAAGUCAUACCAACGAGGUACUUGAAAGCCAAUUUGAAGAGAAGCCUGAAGAUAUUAUAACAUCAGAUAUCUUUCUUACAAAGGAGGAAGCUGAAACUAUUCCAAGUGAGUUACUGGAUAAUGAUGAUAAGAAAGGCCUGACUCUACCAACUCUGAAUCAGUCGAACCAAGAUAAUAUAAAUGUUGUUGCUCCUAAAAGUGAUGAAUCAACAGAACAAACAGAUGCUCCAUUAAUCAAGAUUCCUAGCCUGAUGGUAACAGAAGAGAAUGAAAUACCACCUUUAGAGGAAUGCCAGUCAGAAGUCGUAACAAACAGAAAAAUGAGUAAUAUACUUUUUCAACCAGAACCAAAGUUAAAAGCUAGCUAUCCAAACCUUUUAAAGACAGACCGACCUUCAUCAGAGGUGGCUUUUACACAAAAAGAAUACACUGUACCAUCUUUCAGACCAGAAUGUACAGAAUUCAAACCAACAUAUCAGUUCCAGAUGUUCAACAAGGACAGUUUUGAUGCUUUUCUAAGGAAUAUAAACAACAAAAUGUCAGUCAGAAAAAGGAAGGACCAAGAUAUGUCCAAAUGUAGAAACAUUUUAAGCGCAGAAAUUAUAGAGUAUGAAGACCAAGAUCCUCCUUACCCAACACAUUCAGAAACUGCAAGACUUACUAAUAAAUUCUGGCUGCAUGGUCUUGAUAUCACCACAACUGAGACUGUAGACACUAAGAAAAAGUUAGCCAUUGGUGAUCCUGGUAGCACUGAAGGAAAGACUUUAGACACUGAGAAUAAAUUAGCCCGUGAUCCUGCUAUCACCACCAUAAAGACUUCAAAUACUAAGAAUAAUUUAAAGGAAAGACUACCAAAUGUAUCUUUACCAAACUUUGAAGGAGAAUCACCACUGAAUAGAAAUGUAAAUACAUAUCACCUCUCAAAAUCAUUAAAUCUCACUUCCAACAUAGAAAAUUUAAAACAAUCAGUGGUGCUCAAGUUAAUUUUAAGUAAAUAUCUGCAAGAUCUUUCAGAUAAAUUAUUUUCUGAACCAGAAGUUCCUAUGGACACUGAAGUAAGAAAGAACAGUCAUAGUUCUCUAUUUCUAAGAGUUCAUGAUAAACCACCAAGUAGUUUGGAAGACAAACUAUUUGAAAAAGCCCAAGAUUUAAAAAGCCCAAGGCUUUCGAAAAGAGACACCUUAAAUUCAAAGUCUCUUACAAGUCCAAUAAUUAAAGAUAUUCCUACAGAUUCACUUUCAAAAGGUGGACCAGGAAAUUCUCCAGAGGUAGGAAGGGAAUUUGUCUCUGAAAAACACUUAGAGGCUGGUGAGGUAGCCUUUCCGAUUAAAAAAAAGAGUAGUUUCAAAAAGAAACAUUUAGAAAGUGAAGUAUCCAGCUCCAAACCAGGUUUCAAUGACACUGCACAUGAUUAUGUUAUAAAGCAAAUAUUCACUGCACCCAUCUUCUCUGAGUUGGAGAUGGGAGUGGAAGAAUCGAGAGAGACACAGAUGAACUGGCAGAAUCAAUAUCCCACAGCUUUGGAGAGUUUAUCUUCAAAUAUUCUAGUUCACUAUGAAGAAAACGAUGAUGAAACAGAAUUGCCAGAAGCCAAAUCUAUUAUAAGCCAGAUAAUACAAGCAUUUCCUAUAGAUACUCUUGUAGAAUCUGGGACAAUCAAAGUGAUAGAUAAAGAAUACCAGAAGAGUUCUUUGCUGGAUACAGAGACAGCCUUUGUUAAAGAAAAGCCAAAGGAUUCUGCAGAGGAUUAUUUAGAAACUAAAAGCAAAACAAACUCUCUUUCAAAGCAGAAUAUACCCAUUAUUCCCAAAGAAGCCACUGCUUUUUUAAAUAGAGCUGAAUUUAUAGACAACAGCCAAAAUAUAUCCCCACAAAAUUCAAAAUAUCAGUCCACCUCAGAUAAAAAAACCGAUUUGCCAAGUAAUGGUCAGAGUCUUGAUAGAGAAGAAAAUGAUCUAAAUUCUACCUUAGAAAAUUUAAGUAACUUGUUAAUGGGUAAAUUUAAUGAGUCAGAUGUAAUGUUAAAAUCUUUCUUAAAAAACUUAUUUAAUGUUUUUUUCACAUAUCAGUCUGAAAGAAGACAACCAGAAAAAGAUUUAGAAAGAUUAAUUCAACAUACUUUUCCAAAUAAUAUAGAAGACCUUGAAGAAAUCGAAGAGAAUUUUGAUAAAGCAGAUGUAUUAGACAGAAAACCUAGUUUGAGUCCAAAGCUGCGUGCAUUUCUAGAAGAACUCUCAGAAUCAGAAAUUAAAAAUCUAAAAUCUGAAUUAAGUAAAUAUAUCCAGCAUUACCUUGUAGAAAGACUUUCAGAAUCAGGACAUAUCACCAGAGAGGACUUAACACAAAUCUAUCAAAAUCUGUAUUUGAUGAAUGAGGAAGCAGAACCAAAAGGGCAAAAUGUUUUUCUGGAGAAAUAUUCAGAAACUGUAAAAGAAACCACGUCUUUUGUAAAUAAUUUUAAUCAUCAUUUCAUAGAUAAACAUUUGGAAAUAAAGCUAAGGUCUUUUUUAAAUGAUAUUCUCCAAAACUAUUUCCUAAAAAACAUUUCAGAAAGCAGUUUAUUGAAAGAUACAGAACCUGAACCUCUACACUCAAACAUAUCUUCUCUAAGAACCAAAAGUCUUUUAAUACCUUUUCACAAGUUAGGACAAGAUAUUUCAAGGGGGAGUUCUGGUAGAACGCCUGAAGUAAACAUGAAAUAUCCUUUAAAUGAAUCUCUGCAAAACUGUCUAAUAUCAUUAUCAGAAAACGAAAUAUUGAAUCUAAAAGCUUAUUUAAGCAAACACCUGCAGAGACUUUUUAUAGAAAAACUUUCAAAAUCAGGACUAAUCAGUGAAAGGCAAUUAGAGGGAAUCAGCCACCAUACAAAUUUGAUUAAUUCUAGUUCCACACUAUUAAAAUGCAUAAAGCCAGAUUUAUCUUUUAGAGAUGAAAAUCAAUUUAUGGAGGAGCAUUCAGAAAAGCAAAAUAAAAAUUCAGAAAUUGUUCAUAAAACCACUUUACAAAAGGUUCCUGAGGAUAGACUUGUAGAAACAGAAUUGACUAGAAAGGAAGAAAAGGAGUAUUUUUCCUUACAGAAUAUUAAAGAAAAUCCAUCAAUAAUCAGAGAACAGAAAAGAUUUCAUCCUAAAGAAGGAGCUAAAACACUGACUCUAAUUAAAGUACAAACUUCUUCCAACAAAAAUACCCAGGCAACUCCAUUAAAGAAAUCAUCAGAAAGACUGACAGAUAUAGUGCUUCAUAAAGAAAGGAAAGAACAUGGUUUCACGCAGCUUCCUCAAGCAGAAAACUUUUAUUUUAAAAGAGAGAUUCAAGACCCGCAUAGUGGGAGUGGUAAAUCAAAACUAACUCAAUCAAACACUUGCUUUGAAAAGACACUAAAAAUGAAGUCCCUUGAAAAAGAGUAUAAUGAUAUCUAUCAGUUGGUAGCACAGGAAAAGCCUGAAGUGCUGUCACCAUAUCCAAGAACUCCUUAUUGCAAAAUGCCAAAUAAAGAUGAAGAAUACGUAAAUAAAGUCACUUUUCCUUCCAGGCAGAAUAACAUUUUAACUGAUUUUAGUUCAGAGGCUGGGGAGAACUCAAAAUUAGAAGAUCAACAUUAUCAGAGAUUGAAAGGACAUAACAAUAAAAAACAACAUUUAGUAACAUCUUCACAUUACAAAAAGGAAAUACAAGCUAUUCAUAUAAAACCAAAUGAAAUUUGCAAUGAAAAAUGUACCAAAAUCCUUGAAUCACAAUCGUUUAAAUAUAAUGUUGUGGAAGCUGAAAAAAACUCAAAACCAUCCUUCUUCCCAGAAGUAUUAAAGAGAGAAAAUCUAAAGCCCAACGUCCGGAAAGAAAGAGACCAUGUCAACAAACAAAAAAAGUCAUUUAACAAGACAGUUAAGAUACUACCAACCACACCACCCACCACAAGAAUUCUAAGGAAACCUGUCCCGAGGACGUUGCUUCAUUGGCCUGCAAGAAGAACUAUACAUGAUUGUUUGGAUAGAUUUGAGGAUUUACAUUUAACCUCAUUUCAGCAUCUUGAAAAAGCAACAUCAAGAGGAAUUCUUUUAGGAAAGAGCCCAGAUGAUAGCCAUAAUCGGUUAAAACAUUCUGCAAGACCAUAUACUGCUCCAGAGGUUAACAAACGAGAAAGCUACACUGGAAAAUUUACAAGUCCUCGAAUGGUUUCAGCAGGUUUGGUUCAUUUAAAUGAUACAAGCCCAGAUUAUGAAAUCCAAAAACUGUGGCCAAAAAACAAUUGA